UGAUCGCAUACCCAGACUUCCAUGCCCCUUUGCUUUUAUAUGAAUUAUGCAAGCAUGAGACGUGAAGCAAAUGUGCAUCAGAUAAUUAUUUUACAACCUUCACUUUACUAUGAGGAAUUGCUACCAGUUUGUCUCCUGCUCAAGGCUAACAAAUUUUUUAUGGACUUUAUUGAUUGUGGUCCUAUGCAACUGCAGCCCCAAAUUUGGAUGCCCUUUGGAGGAGUAUGAAGCUUUGUUAAAACUCAGAUCUUCUCUCCUUCACUACAACAACUCUUCACUACCGACAUGGGGAAGAGGGAGAGAUUGUUGCCUCUGGGAGAGAGUGAGCUGCAACAACAGCACACAACAAGUGUCAAAGCUCAUGCUAUCGAGCCUUGUAGGAUAUGAUCAACUUCAGGAUUGGCGAUUGAAUUUCAGCAUUUUUUCCUCCUUUCAUGAGCUCCAACAGCUUAACUUGUCCUACAAUCAAAUUACAGGAUCGUUAUCACAGAUAGAUAUGCCAGAAUUGAAAAAGUUGGAAAUCCUUGAUCUCGGCUAUAACAGACUCACUGGAAAUAUUCCAUUAUCUUUCAAAAACCUAUCUUCACUUAGUGUCUUGCAUCUAGAAGAAAACUUGUUAAAUGGCACACUUAAUGUGGAAGCUAUAUCAGGAUUGAGAAAGUUGAAAAUCCUUGAUCUCUUCUAUAACAGACUCAGUGGAACUACUCUACUAUCUCUUAGAAAUUUAUCUUCACUCAAUGUCCUGAAUCUAGGAGCGAAUAUGCUAAAGGGUACACUUGAUAUGGAAGACGCAUCAGGAUUUAGAAAGUUGGAACUCCUUGAUCUCAGCUUGAAUGAUCUCACUGGAACUAUUCCAUUAUCUUUCAAAAAUUUGUCAUCUCUCAGUGUCCUGAAUCUUGAAGGCAACAUGCUACACGACGCACUUAAUAGAGAAGGUAGUAACUUAUUGGAUCAUCUGCAAUUAUUUUUGUCAUAA
Messenger RNA from Elaeis guineensis (African oil palm), 976 nucleotides. Lineage: Eukaryota; Viridiplantae; Streptophyta; Magnoliopsida; Arecales; Arecaceae. The record is from RefSeq and is a predicted model, not a curated record.